Messenger RNA from Marmota monax (woodchuck), 2027 nucleotides. RefSeq names its product siah E3 ubiquitin protein ligase 1 (gene Siah1). The transcript has 2 exons. Bases 517 to 1458 code for a protein of 313 amino acids. Gene Ontology annotation, molecular function: ubiquitin protein ligase activity; zinc ion binding; ubiquitin conjugating enzyme binding. Gene Ontology annotation, biological process: multicellular organism development; proteasome-mediated ubiquitin-dependent protein catabolic process. The record is from RefSeq and is a predicted model, not a curated record. Gene Ontology annotation, cellular component: cytoplasm. Lineage: Eukaryota; Metazoa; Chordata; Mammalia; Rodentia; Sciuridae.
GCGCGGCAAGCCCUGGGCCGGCCUGGGUUCCCGGAGUUGGAGCCGGCUUUCCCAGCUGUGGCCCGGUUACCAAUGGCUCUCCCUGUGGCUGCAGCAGAUUCGGCGGCAGGAGUGCCCUUCCAGAGCUUGCUCCAAGUGCACUCCGGCUCCUUGAGCCAGCGCCGUGCACUCUGCAGCUCCCGCCCGUCACUCGCGUUUAGUGGGAGCGCAGUCAGUGGAGCAGGGGAAGACAAACUUGUGAAAUGGAUGAAAGCUUAGGCCGCUGCAGAGGACAGCUCGGCCAUAGCUCCGAGUUUUGGAGACAGGCGAAUUUGAGCUCACAGGGAGGUGUGGUCGCCUCCUGAGGACCGAAGGCCUUCAUUUUUCCACCGUUGUAGCCUGUGCUUCCCAAUGAGUGUUUUAAGAAGUCCGACCUCACAGUCUUCUGUGCUUAAGACCAGGAGGUGGCAAGGAAGGACUUUUGUUACAGAUUGUCCGUUGCUGCUUGGGGAAACGCAAUGCGCUGCCUGACUUCUCAUGACGGGAAAGCCUACCUUACCCUUUUUGUACUCCUGGAGGGGAGUCUUGCUCACAUGUUUACCCGCGGCUAGGACAAGGAAGAGAAAAGAGAUGAGCCGUCAGACUGCUACAGCAUUACCUACUGGUACCUCAAAGUGUCCACCAUCCCAGAGGGUGCCUGCCCUGACUGGCACGACUGCAUCCAACAAUGACUUGGCGAGUCUUUUUGAGUGUCCUGUCUGCUUUGACUAUGUGUUACCACCCAUUCUUCAAUGUCAGAGUGGUCAUCUUGUUUGUAGCAACUGUCGCCCGAAGCUCACAUGUUGUCCAACUUGCCGGGGCCCGUUGGGAUCCAUUCGCAACUUGGCUAUGGAGAAAGUGGCCAAUUCAGUACUUUUCCCUUGUAAAUAUGCCUCUUCUGGAUGUGAAAUAACUCUGCCACAUACAGAAAAAGCAGACCACGAAGAGCUCUGUGAGUUUAGGCCUUAUUCCUGCCCAUGCCCUGGUGCUUCCUGUAAGUGGCAAGGCUCUUUGGAUGCUGUAAUGCCCCAUCUGAUGCAUCAGCACAAGUCCAUUACAACCCUACAGGGAGAGGAUAUAGUUUUCCUUGCUACAGACAUUAAUCUUCCUGGUGCUGUUGACUGGGUGAUGAUGCAGUCCUGUUUUGGCUUUCACUUCAUGUUAGUCUUGGAGAAACAGGAAAAAUACGAUGGUCACCAGCAAUUCUUCGCAAUUGUACAGCUGAUAGGAACACGCAAGCAAGCUGAAAAUUUUGCUUAUCGACUUGAGCUAAAUGGUCAUAGGCGGCGAUUGACUUGGGAAGCGACUCCUCGAUCUAUUCAUGAGGGAAUUGCAACAGCCAUUAUGAAUAGUGACUGCCUAGUCUUUGACACCAGCAUUGCACAGCUUUUUGCAGAAAACGGCAAUUUAGGCAUCAAUGUAACUAUUUCCAUGUGUUGAAACGGCAAUCAAACAUUUUCUGGCCAGUGUUUAAAACUGUUGCAUUCAAUUUCACAGGAGAAUAAGGCACCCAUCUGCCUACCAACCUGAAACUCUUUUGGUAGGUGGAAGCUAGACACAUGAAGGUAAAUAAAAAGAAAGGCUGUUAAAUACAGGAAACAGUUGCAUGUAGUAACACUAAUAUAUUUAAAAAUAAGUCAACAGUAAACCACUGAAAAAAUAUAUAUAUAUAUAUACACCCAAGAUGGGCAUCUUUUGUAUUAAGAGAGCAAGCAUUGUAAAAUAAUUCUGACUUUUGUGUUUGUUGUAGAUUGAUUGUAUUGUUGAAAAUAUUGGGUUUUUUGUUUUGUUUUUGUUCUUUUUUGCGCGCUCGUGCGCGCGUGUGUGUGUGUGUGUGUGUGUGUUUAACUGACAAGCCAUCUGAGUGGUCUUGGGCCACUGCUUCUCCCUUUGUGAGUCAAUACAUAGUGCUGCUGGUUGUUUUCUUUUUUUUUGGCUGUGUGUGUGCAUUUGCUAAUUUUUAUUAAUUCUAGUUUUUCAUUAAAUAAAUUUGACUUUCUUUUCUGUAA